Oppiella nova is the source of this 973-nucleotide messenger RNA. Lineage: Eukaryota; Metazoa; Arthropoda; Arachnida; Sarcoptiformes; Oppiidae. The record is from the annotation of a GenBank genome assembly.
UAGCAAUCAAACUGUUAUUUUGAUUCCCGAGUGGCCUAAAUAUUUCAAAGGCGGUGAGCACUGGAAUGAUAUCUUUAUUCCGUUGAGUACUUCAUGUGAUUACAAAGAUUUACGAAAAUAUGUGCGAAAAGUUCAAAGAAGACCCAAUACUGUCACCGAUAGAAAACUGAUGAAUCAAUUGCCAAAACAAUUUGGUAGAGAUUUGAUGUCUCUGGUGGACAGUCCUAACUCGUGGUUUCACUCGCAGUUCACGGGAUAUAUAAUGAGACCCCAACCAAGACUACAGAGAUUUCUCAAUGAUUUUAAGAAACAAAUUAAUUACAGACACCCUAUUGUAGGCAUUCAUGUGCGACGGACUGAUAAACUCAGCUAUCAUGAGGCCCUGUAUUAUCCUAUUUCUGAUUAUAUGGUUUCAGUCAAAGACUAUUUCCAUAAACUAGAGCUCACACGACAAGUGUCUCAGAGAUUGGUUUAUGUGGCCUCCGAUGACCCGUCAGUUUUGCCUCAAUUGGUAAAAGAGUAUCCAAACUAUGAAUUUAUAGGAAGCACUUCCAUCUCAAAGAUAGCAUUCAGUCAAACCACGAGAUAUUCAAAUGAAUCCCUUUGGGGAGUACUCGCGGAUAUAUUCCUGUUAUCGGAAACCGAUUAUAUUGUUUGCACCUUCAGUUCAACCAUAUGCCGACUUUCCUAUGAAUUAAUGCGAUACAAGCAAUUGGACGCCUCAUUGCAAUACCGAUCCCUAGACGUGCCCUUUCAUUAUCACCACUCAUUGACUCCCAUCCGGACUGCUGUUUACAACCAUCGGUCAAAAUCUGAAGAUCAAUGGGAUCUAAAAAUCGGUGAUCACUUACACGAGAGAAUCAGUGGAACUCAUACUGAAUGGUUUAAACAGUCAGUGAAUGGCAGGGGUUGGGACUCCUAUUUCUAUGCCUCNUCAGUGGAACUCAUACUGAAUGGUUUAAACAGUCAGUGA